This is a messenger RNA of Amoebophrya sp. A120, 5714 nucleotides long. Lineage: Eukaryota; Dinophyceae; Syndiniales; Amoebophryaceae. The record is from the annotation of a GenBank genome assembly.
CUUUCAUUUUUCCAAACUAGAACCACCUACCACACAGGGUCGAAUAGAUGAUAUAAAGAAGUCGUCAUUUGCCAAAGCUACUAACGACUUUUAUUUCCGCGGACAGUCGAACUGUAGAAUUACAUCUGUUCGCAGAGCAACUUGUUGUGGAAGAUAGCUCUGGCCGCACACGACGUCAGCGUAUCCCGGAUCUAGCGUGACCGGGUGGACGAAUCUAUUGGACAGCUUCUUAAAUCAGGGUUGCCGGAAAUCCUGUACGUCGUACCCUUCGAACAAAGCCGAGCCCCGUGUCCUACUUCUACUGCAGGGCGGUGCGCGCAUCCAGCCCCUCAACAUCUUCUCCUGAACAACUUCGGAACUUUUCGUGUCCUCCACGCCGGGCGAAAUGGCGGAGCGGCCUCCCAACGGGGAAGAACAGCACAGUUCUGGACGCGAGUUGUCCGGCUCCGCGGCAGCCCGACUGUUUCUGAAAGUCCACAAACGACAGCAACUCAAGGACGCGGAGACCGCGGCGCGGGCGAGUGGAACAGCAGCGGCGGAUGGGGAAUGCGUUGUCGCUGCAAGAAGUUGCUUUGGAACUGCAUCGCCCGACAUCAAUCCACUGGGCAAGUCGCAUGAGGAGCAAGACCAGUCCGUCAUGUUUCACCAGCAAGAACAGUUGCAAACGGAACUGCAGUACAACCCGCCGUUGCGGCGGGAAAACGCUUCGUCGAAGACCAGCUCGUCCGGGAGCCGCGGCGAUACCCUGAGCACAGGAACAGCGCAAGAGAAUACCGGCCCGUCCAACAGUAAGGAAAACAGUACCUCCGAAGAUACUGCUGGCGGGACUGAUGCUCUUGUCCUCGACGAAGGCCAUUUUCAAGUGGCAAACGUUCCGAGAAACGACCAGACGGCGCCCUUGCUACGGUUGCACGCUGCUGGAGCUCCUGCUGGAUCCGAGCGGGUUCGCUCCGAGCUCCUGCUGGACCACAAGUUUACUCCCUCCUCCUCAUCUUCCUCUUCAUCGAGCGGUGUUCGCGGAGGCGGCGUGGAGGUAUCAUGUGUCGCUGGCUGCGAAGUAUCAAAUGCAAAUAUGACUGGGUCUGGAAACUUGUAAUGCUGGGUUGGGAAUAGCAAUAGAAAUAGUGAAUGCUAGCUCUGUAAUGCACAGCCAAGCGUGAGAAAUAUGAAUACAUGCGCUGCUUAGUGUUGCGUUUUUCGCAAGACAAGCUGUGUUUUUGCAUGACAAGCACAAGGGUCUCUUCUUGGACACGCAUCACAAACUGUUCAGUCAUGCCAAACAAGCACGACAAACCUUGGAGCCUUCCAGAUCCAGACGUAUUUGCAUUUGAUACGAAGUCGUUCCGGAGGGGGAUCCUGGUCUACUCCCGGUUAGCAACGAGCUGCCACCAAUACGGGUCGUGGAGAAGCGGCACUCGCAACAGCCGGCAAGCGGCAGCAAAUCCGCAAUGCAGCAGGAUUAUGGCGAUGAUAAGGCGGCCGCGGCUUCGGGCGGGUUUUUUCCAGCACAACUCGCGGAAGGCAACAAGUUUUGGCAGCAAAAUUCGUCCACGCCGAGAUUUUCGGCGCUUGCGGGAAAGCCGUCUACGGACGCACAGAACGAUCCCCAGGUCAUGGGCAUACGCGAGUUUAUCGGCGAAGUCGACAACGAUAGCGAGGGGGGAAAGGAUGGUAUAGCGUUACUGGGUUUUUUUGAUGAUAACAAUCACUGUUGUUGUAAAAGUUCGAUGCUUGUGGAAGUGAAGAUGCCGAGACCUCUUGUCUUCACUCACCAUCGCAAGCUGAAGUGGCGCUUCGCGUUUGGUCAUGCGGAAUUCGUUCUGUGCGCUGAGUGCCCAGUUUGUAAUGCUGAUAGUUAGCGACUCAAAAAUGAGUCUAUCUGGACUCGUUUUUGCAGUGUCCGCAUUAUGUGCAGUUUGUAAUGCUGACACGGACUCAAAAAAACGAAUUCGAGUCGCGUUGGACUCGUGUCUGCGUAGGUUGGAAGUUGUGUCGCACUCACUUUUGACUUGCUGUACCAAUGGAGCGAGUUGAAGGGGCAACAUGAUCUCGCACUUGAUCACAUAUCACAAUCAUGGUUCUCAGGUUCCGCUGUAGUUGCCCUUGCUCAGGAACACCAGCGGCCGGCUUUGCCCCCAAGCGGUCCAGAGUGCUACCCGCCGCAAAAUGCGCUGCAGCAUAACGGAAUCGACGAACAGCAGAGCAGUGGCAGCAGUAGCAUACCGACGCUAUCGCGUCGCCCCGCUUCGGUACCUCGUCAAAACAUGCCAACUCCCUGCAGCGCCAUGCGUACUGUAUUUGAGCUAGAGCUUCGCUGUGUGAUGAGAAAUCUACUUCGAGCGCCGGCAUGAUGAUUUUGUCUCGUUGCGCGGGCGCCCGUUCUCGCAUCACUAGUUAGCUUCACUAUGGGACGACAUCAAUGUUCAGACUUUAGUUAUGGUGUAUGGGGGAGGAAUGACGAUUUUUUUUUCUGAUGCGCCGACUCGUCGUCGCGGCAGGACCACAAUAAUCCCCAGGGACACGGCGACGACGACCCCAUUUUUCCUCCAGGCUUGGGUUGGACGCAACGCAAAAAUCUUGUGGCUCUGCAGGUGAGAUGAACUGUUUGGCUUUAACUUUAUUUAUCAGUACAACAGAAUAAAUGAUUGCGAUGAAGCGAGAUGUAAAUGUCUUUGUCUCCUUUUGUACUUGUAUGAUCAUGGGUGCAGGUGCAGCCUGGAUGACAACACCAAAACCAAAAGUUGCCGGUGAAGAUGCGCGUUUCAGAAUUACUUGUCGAUCCAAAAUAAAUUGAGGUGAACAACGGUCUUCGAGCUCCUGAGGUGCCUUUGCCGAACGUGCCGGCCGUUGUUGCUAAUGCUGCUCUACUGCCUGAGCCUGUCGCCGCCGGGGCCGCACCGGCACCUGCGCCGGCCAUGCCAGAUCGGAACGUGCGUCCCGUACCGCCCCAGGAUUCAUUUGCUCGUCCCCUGAACUACCAGCUGCCUAGCAACCACCCGCUGCGGCAGAACCACCAGUGUCCACCGCCGGGGGCCCACCAGCCGAUGCCGAUGGUCGGAGACGGUGGGACGUUGAACAACGCGGGUGGAGUUGUUCCCGCAGUCGUCGUCCAGGAGAACAACGGGCAGAACGGUAUGAACUGCAUAAUAUCUUCCCUGGAUGUCUGGAAGAUUGCAAGUUUUGUCAUGCUAGUCUGGCAUGACUCUGAACUCUGUAUUGCAUGCCGGCGAACUAAUAGAAGUCUCUUGUCUGUCAUGCAAAAACGCGGUUCUUAUUGUGAUGCGGAGUACGCAACUCUUAGCCACGGAAAAACUUGUCAUGCUGGGGAGCGCAUUACGGUGUGCUCACUAUUCCCUUUUUUGCAUCAGAAGUUUCUAGACAUCCAGGGAUAUUUGCAAUGCAUAAACGUGGUGGAAGAUCAUGAACAGGUACAGCAUGAAGGACUUCCUCCCGGUCCUGUGCAGCCAAACCUCCCAUCCCGUCCGUUUGACAAGAUCCGCGCUUUGCUCCACGAUGAUGCUGCGCCGCGGAACCACGGGGGGCUCGACGGGGUUCUUGAUGCAAAUCGUGCACCUGCUGCAGCGGCUCCUAUCCCCAAUGCCAUCGCGCCGGCUGCCGGCCGCGACCACAGAGUAUCAAAUGCAAAUAUGUCUCGGUCUGGAUGUAUCCAUGGAUUUUUCAUGCUAGAUUGGUAUGACACGAAGCUUUGUAUUGCGUGGCUACGAAGUACAGCUCCUCUGGUCGCCUUUUUCAUGCGGAAUACGGAACACAGAACCACGGAGAAAUCUGUCAUGCUUGGUGCAGCAUUCCUCCAGGGAGCUUACGACUCACUGACCUGCAUCACAAAUGUCCAGACCCAGCAGACAUAUUUGCAUUUGAUACAGAGUGCUGUGGGAGGACGAUGACGACGCCGCGGACAACUACCCGCGUCCGGAUCGAUACGACGACCUAGAAGACGACAGCAUCCUGCUCCCCGACUACGGACCCGCUGACAUCCGCGUGGGGGCAGUGCUGGCCCGCGGAGGCUUCGGCGUGGUGUACGAGGGGGAGCUUCUGGUGGGUAGUCCGGAUGGUUUACAGCGGCUCUCGCACCUGGAAGGCCAGGAACGCGGCGUAAAGCAGCUCGCGUUGAAGCAGCACGCGGACGACAAGCGGGGCGUAGGACGCUGGUUUCGCGACGAACUGGAGAUCGCGCAGGAGAUCAACCGACUCGGCGGUAAUGCGGCGAUUCUGCGCGCCCACGGAAAGUUUGUCGACGCAGAGGAGAACGCGUACAUUGUGCUGGACCAGUUUCCCACCGGGAACCUCGCGGAACUCAUCGCCACGAAAAGCACCGACGUGUCGAUGGAGCGGCGGAUCUCCAUUUUGCUCCAAAUUGCAGACGCGGUGAUCUUAUGCAUUGCAAAAGGAUCGUACGAGUUAGUAUGAAUUGCAUUACAAAUUCAUAAUUUCGGAGGAACAAAAAUGCUUUUUGUCAUGCUAUUUUAGGUAGGAAAUUGAAUUUGUCAUGCAUAUUGGCAAUGAUAACGAGUGCGAUAUUUUUGCAGAGGAUAAGCAUUCCUGCACACGCACAGCAUAGUGCACCGCGACAUCAAGCCGGAGAACAUUUUGAUGACGAACGAGUGGUCUUUAUUCUGAGCAAAAACGUCCCCACCCCAGAGUCAAGAUGGGAAAUCUGCUAGGCAAAUCAACCAUCUUGGUCUGUUUCGCAUGACAAGUUUGUCCUCGUAUUGCUUUUUUUAAUAAUCCUGUUUAUUUUGAUAGCUAGCCCAGCAGCAUCAGGUUCAGGCAUGCAUAUUUGCAUGACAACUCUGGUCGUGUGGGAAUAUUUUUACUCAGGAUAGUCCCCGCUGCUCGGCGACCUCGGACUGGCGUGCAAGGUGGACGGGACGAACCACCAAUUCGACGAGGGAUUCUGCGGUACGCUCGGCUGGUCAUACGCGGACUACGGCGGUUGGCAACUAUGAUGGUAAAAAUAAAAAAGUCGUGUUUAGUGUGACGCUGUGAUGCAGAGCUGUGUACUCGAACAAUUUUACGAUUUGUUAUGCCAGACACGCAUGAAGUGCUCUUCCUUUUGCUUUUCAUCGUAUAUUUUCUUUCUAUUCUACUAGCUGUGCAUAACGGAGACUGUCAUGCGGAGGAAGUUUGUCAUGCUGGGACUCGACGAAGACAACCACAACUACACUAUACACAACUUUGUUUCCCUUGCAUAGAAGCCCCCCAGGAGCUACUACCUCGACGAAUAUUCCGUCGCGAUGCUGGCGGGGUGGCUCGUAAGUGAAGAAAAACCGCGGGGGAAGCCGCAAACACCGAUUGCGGGAUUCUUGAAGAGGAUCAAACCGGUGGUGGCCUGGGACCCGCUGUUUGCGUCGUUCCUGCUCCGCUCGGCAGAACUCCUCGUCAAGGACCGGCUGACGCUGACGGAGCUGCAGCCGGACCUCGCGCUCCUGAGAGACGGAAUCAACCCCGACGAAGUACACGUCUACCGGCUGCUGCAGAAUGCGGGGCUGCCAUCGGAUACUGUUGAGGACCACCAUCAGAGGGUGAGGUUUUUCAACCAGGUGCUCAACCGCGGCAACAAGCGACAACACGGGGACAACGCCGCAGGGAAGAUCAAGCCGGCGAACGUGAGGAACUAUGCAAGAAAAAUCAUGCGGCGACUGCGGCCCGACGAAGACCGCGAACCGCUGGAGAAUGACGCGCAGGCAGAGUAA